AUGAUCUUUAUGCAAAUUCUAGAGAUCCAAGAGGUCCCUAGUUUCUUGAUGAUCUGCAAAAGGAGCUCACCUGCCAUGCACAGGACAUGCACGGAUCAUGCACCCCUAGCCAUAGCUCAGGUCUGGCUUCGGGUGAGCCUGGCCAAGGCUGGGAGCAAGAGGAGAGGGCCUGGCAGGGCAGAGGGCACCUUUUUUUCCCUGCUUGCUGCCCUGCAGACUGCUCAGCAUUUUCCAAACCUCCCCACUGCUCCUGGGGGGGGGGCUUCACAGUUGAACAUUGUCAGCCCAGAGCUGACACCCAAGCUGACCACAGCCCUGAAGCAUGCUGAGUGCCUCUUGGACCUGAAUUCCCAUAGUCUGUACCGAAAGCCACGCCCCAAGGCUGCAGUUUACCUCAAUCUCAGUUUGCCUUUGAAAUCUGUUCACAGGCUAUCUCUGAAAAAGUCCUUUGGGUUUGGAAAACGGGACUUUGAAAACAAUUCCAUUUUUAUUGUAGAUUCAGGGGGCACAUGUGCAGGUUUGUCUGGGUAUAUCGGAUGGUGCUGA
Messenger RNA from Nomascus leucogenys (northern white-cheeked gibbon), 546 nucleotides. RefSeq lists its product as uncharacterized. The record is from RefSeq and is a predicted model, not a curated record. NCBI's taxonomy places the organism in Eukaryota, Metazoa, Chordata, Mammalia, Primates, Hylobatidae.